AUGAUGGUGAUGCCUCGGCUGACCAAGGAAGGGUACCGGAUCAUAAUCAACACGCAGCUCGACCCAGACCCCUCCAGCUAUGUCUUUGCUACCCACGCGAAGAUGGUUCUAAUGGAGCUCGAGAUAAUGAUGGGAGAAGACUACAGCCUUGGAGACGUCUACGUUAUCGAUCUGGCCAAUGCGACAAUGGGACACCUGCUCCGAACUGACAUAAACUGCCUCAGAAACAGUGAACUGUUGUCCAGGACAGCCUACUGCCGGAGAAUAAAGGGCGUUCAUUUCGUGAACUCUCCUAAGACAAUUGACGCCGUCGUGAAACUAGUGAAGUCGGCCACAUCAGAGAAAUUACACACCAGAAUCCACACCCACCUGCCCGGUUCCACGACACUGUUUGAGCACGUGGCUCGCGAGUACAUUCCAGAAGAGCUGGGCGGCACCGCUGGGCCUCUGGAGAAGUUCAGCUAUCAGCUCUUCAACAAAGCUUACGACAUGCGGCACUGGUUCCUGGAGCAGGAUAAUUACAUUUCGGACGAAACGAAGAGACCACCAGACAGCAAGCUUGCUCAGGACAUCUACGGAGCUGCAGGUUCCUUUAAGAAGCUCAGUGUCGACUGA
Schistocerca piceifrons (Central American locust) is the source of this 615-nucleotide messenger RNA. Its product is annotated as alpha-tocopherol transfer protein-like. Gene Ontology annotation, cellular component: membrane. Gene Ontology annotation, molecular function: phosphatidylinositol bisphosphate binding. Lineage: Eukaryota; Metazoa; Arthropoda; Insecta; Orthoptera; Acrididae. The transcript is spliced from 4 exons. The record is from RefSeq and is a predicted model, not a curated record. Bases 1 to 615 code for a protein of 204 amino acids.